AUGGACCCCAUCGGCCUCAGCAUUGGGCUCGUUGGUCUCUCUAUCCUAGCGACAACAUGCCUCAAAGCCUUCCAAAGGGUGUCGAAAAUCGAUCAAGACCAUGGGGUGCUGCAAGCGCGGUUUUCGGUAGAAAGAGAUCGCUUCUUGAUGUGGGCUCGCACAGCGGGCGUGCUACAGGAAGACCUUCGAAAGCCCAUUCUGCAACGGCCUUACACCGACGAUGCUAGGAUUUACACCAAUGAGGAAAUCCUGAAGAUCUUGAUGGCCAUCGCGUUCCUGACUGGUGACUGUACCAGGGAGAAACUAGGAACAGAGCGUGUGAUGGCCAUCGAUGCGUUACUGGCAGACGGCAUAACACGGAGAACGAAAGCGCGUACACCGCACAUGAAAUUACUGGAGAGGCAGGUUGCCAAGGUCGUCUGUGGAACUCCGCCUCCACGAUACGGUACACUGGAAGACUUAUGGAAAAAUCCAGUAUUGUCACCGACAGAGCGGUAUCGGCUUCUUGAGCGUAAUAUCACUGAGUUGACAGAUCAUAUCGGCGAGCUUGAGUGGAUGACAGCGAAGCCUUGGGUACGGCGACGCCCACCAAUCGAAGUCGAUAUCAAAGAGCUAUUGUUGGAGCCAUCAUCGCACAGCCCUACGACAGCAAAGCCUGUCGGAGCGGCUACAGAGAGCAUAUCCGCGACCGAUUCAGUGGUGCAAUCCGUCGUUGACAACUUUGACAGACAACCGGGCAUUGGAGUCGGCCAGGCGCGGCGACCGCCGGUAGCCUUUCCCCAAAGAUUGUGGGAGAGCAUCAAAGAAGAGAUUCGCACUCGCCCUGUCUCUGUAUCGGUAGCCAGUGUUGCUUCGAUGACGGCAGUGGUCUCGAUAGUACGAAGCUGUGCGUGA
Messenger RNA from Cyphellophora attinorum, 894 nucleotides. RefSeq lists its product as uncharacterized. Bases 1 to 894 code for a protein of 297 amino acids. The record is from RefSeq and is a predicted model, not a curated record. Lineage: Eukaryota; Fungi; Ascomycota; Eurotiomycetes; Chaetothyriales; Cyphellophoraceae. The transcript has a single exon.